Messenger RNA from Lycium ferocissimum, 1272 nucleotides. RefSeq names its product sufE-like protein 2, chloroplastic. The transcript has a single exon. The coding region runs from base 1 to 939 and encodes 312 amino acids. The record is from RefSeq and is a predicted model, not a curated record. NCBI's taxonomy places the organism in Eukaryota, Viridiplantae, Streptophyta, Magnoliopsida, Solanales, Solanaceae.
AUGAGUGGCUUACCAAACGUGAAAAACGAGAUUCAUUGGACCCACACAGAAAUAAAUAGGAGUAUAUUUCCACUUUUGGCGCCUCAUUUACUUUUUGUUUUUGGAAAGAAAUAUCCUACUUCGGGCUUAAACCAAACAUGCACUCUUCUAUCAAUCUCAAACAUUCAUCGAUCUCUUCCAUUUCCAUUGACAAUUUCAUCUAUACCCACUAAGUCAAAUCCUCAAUUUCCUCCCAAAGACCCAAUCAUUUUUACUUCUCUAAAAAAUUCAUCUACUUUCUUGACAAUUUCAUCAACACCCACCAAGCCAAAUCCUCAUCUCUCUCAUAAAAAACCAAUCUUUUUCACUUCUAUGCAGUAUUCUGCAAAUAGGUAUUACUCUAAUUCAACUUCAAGAACUAAAAAACCAAACCUUUCCUCAGUUUCUUGCUUAAUCAUGGAAGAACGACCAUUUGAUGAAAGGUUAAGUGUUGUUGACAAAGUUCAAAGUUUAUCUUUGGAAUUUAGGUCCUUAUCAGAACCAAUUGAUAGAGUUAAAAGAUUAUUACACUAUGCAAGUAUACUCCCUCCAUUAAAUGAGUCAUCAAGGUUACAAGAAAACCAAGUUUUCGGGUGUACAACACAGGUUUGGUUAGAAGUUAGGAUGGAUAAUAAGGGUUAUAUGAGGUUUAGAGUAGAUAAUGAUUCAGAAAUUACAAAGGCGUUUUGUUCUUGUUUGAUGUGGGUACUUGAUGGUGGAAAACCAGAAGAAAUUCCAAGUGUUACAGCUGAGGAUUUUGCAGAUAUGAAUGUGGGAUUACCUAAAAAAGGACGUUCAAGAGUUAAUACUUGGCAUAAUGUGUUGUUUAGUAUGCAAAAUAGGACUCAAGAUUGUGUUCAGGAGAGGAAGAGAGCUUUGUCUUUAGAAGAUCCAAAGGGAUCUGAGGUUGGUGUUAAGUAGCAAUUUAUAUUUUAUUGGCUUGUUUAUGUUUUUGGUUGAAUCUAGUACACCAUGAUCAUUGGAAGAUCCAAAGGGAUCUUUGAAUUCUGGUUUUAAAGAAAUAAGUUUGUACCUUUAAUGAUGGACUACAUGAUAAAAUACUUUUUUUUUUGUAGUUGGAAUAGUAGUGCACUAGAGUUUGUUUCUUAUUCAGGAUAAUUUAUGUGGUAAAUUAGUAUAGAAUAUAGUGUGGAAGUUCCACCAACCACCACUUUCAGUAAUUUUUUAGUCUUUUCAAAUUUUAAUUAAUGAAAUAUGAAAAUCAAUAGAGAUUUUAAAAUUAAUAGUAAGUAU